AUGCAGGACUUUGAGGGCCAGGCCCUGUCCGAAUACCUGUACCAAGUAAUCAUUGGAGCUUUUACGGCAAUUGGCUUUAUCUGGGGCUGGUGGUGUCAAGACUUUGCACAGACGACUUAUGUCACGGCCGCGGGCGUCGUUUUGGCUUGCAUCCUCUGCUUGCCAGCAUGGCCCUUCUAUCAGCGGAAUCCCGUCCAAUGGCUUCGCAAGGAAGAAUAA
Monosiga brevicollis MX1 is the source of this 219-nucleotide messenger RNA. RefSeq lists its product as uncharacterized. Lineage: Eukaryota; Choanoflagellata; Craspedida; Salpingoecidae. Gene Ontology annotation, cellular component: signal peptidase complex; endoplasmic reticulum membrane. Gene Ontology annotation, biological process: protein targeting to ER. The coding region runs from base 1 to 219 and encodes 72 amino acids. The record is from RefSeq and is a predicted model, not a curated record. The transcript is spliced from 2 exons.